Sitodiplosis mosellana (orange wheat blossom midge) is the source of this 2046-nucleotide messenger RNA. RefSeq lists its product as uncharacterized. The coding region runs from base 326 to 1714 and encodes 462 amino acids. The record is from RefSeq and is a predicted model, not a curated record. NCBI's taxonomy places the organism in Eukaryota, Metazoa, Arthropoda, Insecta, Diptera, Cecidomyiidae. The transcript has 2 exons. Gene Ontology annotation, molecular function: protein binding.
AGGGUUGAGACAGUGACGUUUCUCAAAACGGCCGAAUGACAAAAGGUACAUGAAAUUCCUCAACCGGCACACACUAUUAUCAAUCGCAUUUGUAUAAAGUUGAACAAAACAAAUUGUAAAAAUUUCAAAUAUAAUUCUAUUUCAAAAACUAAACCACGAAAUUCAUCAAAAUUUGGACCAACAAAAACAAGUGUCAGUGUCCGAUUUGUGCAUAUUCAAUUGGAUUUUUGUAGAAGAAGAAACACAGCAGUCGAAGGUGUCCACAGAAAGAGAGUAACAUCAAACAAGCGACGUAUUGAACAAGCCGAAGUGGCCCGUAUCCGAAAUGAGUGCUGAUCCAGCGAGUAAAAAAGCCAAAAUUGAAGCCACGAGCAAAUUCCCGAGUGACGAUGCCAAACCAAACAAUGACCAACUGCUCGUUGCUGUUCCAGCGGCCCAAGGAAAUCAGAGCGAAAUCUUCAAGCUCGACGUUGACUGUUGCGAAGAACUAUUCGAGUGGUUGUCGAUCAAAGAUCUUCACGCAUUUGGUCAAACGUGCAAACGCAUGCAUCGAAUCGCCGGCAUGUAUUUCCGCCAGAACUAUCCAUGCGCUCACAUCUUUGACAAAUUCAACUGCAUCUAUUACUGUUCCACUCAAUUGGAUGGUUUCACCGAGUUCGUAGAACACAUCAACUGUUAUUCGCGUGCAAUGGAUAUGGUUGAAUUGGAGAAAAUUGGAGCAAAGUGCAAGUCAUUGAAAGAAAUCAGUUUCAUGACAUUUGAUGUUGAAGCGAUAGAAAAGAGUGAGAUUCUGUCUAGAAUCGAAAGCAUACAAAUCACCGGUGACAGACUCAACGAGCGAUUCCUCGAUUUGUGUCCAAAUUUGAAGCGUCUUCUUGUUGAGGUUGGCUACAGCAACGAUGAUCAUUGGCUGUUUGAACUCAACAAAUGUCCGAAGCUUGAGUUUAUCAAAUUGACCGGGAUUGAUAUGCACAUCGUGGGAAUGGAACGAUUUUUCGAUCAAAUACCCCAUAUUCGUACGAUUGAAUUGAACUGGCGCUUUCUUCUGGAAAAUAGAGACGCAUUUCUGGGCUACAAUGUGAAACUCGACAAAUUGAUCGUUGAUUUCACCGACAACGAAGAUGAAGGAGACUUAAAAUUAAUCUGUCCGCUAUUGAACCAGCUGUACGAUCGUGGUUUUUACAAACGUCUACAUUUGACUCAACUAGCUUCCGGUGUUAGUCAAGACACAAUCGAUGCAAUGACGACGCUGCGUUCAUUUGAAGCUCUUGAUAUCGAACUAGAGAAUGAAAUUGUUUGGCCAGUCAUGCAGAGCCUGAAAAAAAUUUGGAUUGACGAUUUUGAUGGCAUUGACUUUACCACACUCCCAUCGAAGCUGCCAAAUCUGCAACAGAUCCAUUUACCGAACACCACCGUUGAACCGGCGCUACCGUUUAUUCGUUGCUCGAAAAAAUUGACGGAAAUCCGUUUGGUCUACUUAUCCGAAGGACCUUUUUUGAACCAGAACAUUCUUGAUCUGUCGGCACUGAACAAGGAACGGGAAAAAUUGGCCGGAGCGUGCAAAGUGACCAUUUAUGUGCCUGAAGAAAUAUUUCUGGAAACAAAGUUUGCGAGCAGUGUAAAUUACCGUUUGAUCGAAAUCAAACGCCAUGAAUCGAUGUAUUCAAAGAUUGAAUGGUAUCUCGACUCCAAGGAAUCCAAUGUUCCGAAUUAAACAUUUUUAUCAUUUGCCAUUCCCUAGGAAAUGUAGGUGUAUUUUAAUAUUUUCUCAAAUUGAAUCGAAGAAAAAAUACUUUGUUCAUAAUAUGAACUUCAUAAACCGCUUAGAAACUGUUGCUCUAUUCAUCGAACUCAUUGAUUUUAAAACAUAAAAUGAUAUUAGGAAGAAGUUGUAUUUUUAUUCAGUUAAUCAAAAUGAUUUUCUAUUUAAUUUUAAUCGAAAAAGAUUUUUUUUUCUUUUGAUGCAGAGAAAUUGCAGGUUUUUUGUAAAGGAAAAAUGAUUAAUUUUAAAGAAAUAAAUAAAACUUGGUUCAUUUUAAAUAAAAA